AUGCCAGUUGUCUCAGUGAGAGGGGCCGCAAGGGUUGGAGGCCCAACAUUGCCGGUAGCGGGACGAGCCGCUGUAGGACCUUACGUUAAGGGCUCGACUGGGGAGGUGUACGAGCUAAUCGAGCAGCUGCAGUCUGCUUUGUUUGGGGGUGUCUAUAGGGCUAGGGGCUUGAAGUCUGGUAGGGACUAUGCAGUUAAAGUACUGCACAAGAGGGAGCUUGCCAAGAUGCAUAGGGAGGCUAGGGGUCAUCGAAAUGUCGAGUUGUGUGAGAUGCCGCUGUCGGAGGUCACAUAUGCGUCUAAAAUGAGGGAUAAUGAUCAUGUUCUUGAGCUGCUAGACCACUCGGAAGAUGACCAUUGCCAUUACCUGGCGUCACCCCUGGCACGAGGAGGGGAUCUGCUGGAGGCACUGAAGGAGGUCUCUAAUGCUACCGAGAGUGGGUUCCAGGAGAAGAUAGUGAAGUGUGUGGUGGCGGAGGCGGCCCAAGGCAUAGCCCAUCUACAUAGCCACGGUCUGGCCCUACAGGAUGUGUCACUGGAGAACAUGCUACUAUUUGUUGAUCCAGAAUCAGGCAACUAUACUGUUAAGAUAUGUGACCCAGGCCAGGCCACUGAGUUCACCAUAGACAAGCAUGGAAGGGAAGAACCAAUACACUUCAAAGGCCUCCUAGGGAAGUCUUUCCGGCCCCCUGAGCUGUACUCCAGAAGAGAUUACAUCGCCACAGCUGUUGACUCGUGGUGCCUCGGCUGGAGUAUAUUCUACCUACUCACUGCCAGAAGCCUCUUCCAGACGGCGGACCCUCGUAGUGGGGAUAAGGACUGGAUCGCCUUCUCCACUGGGGACGUGGAACAGCUCUUUAGGAGGAAGGGCGCCCGACACCUUUCUCGACAGGCCAAGGAUUUGAUACUCAAGCUCAUGCAGCUUGAUCCUCGGCAACGGUUGAGUGUGGAUCGAGUAUUGGACCAUCCUUGGUUCGUGGACAAGCCUAGCCCAGGUCGAUGGCCAGCACCCAGUCAUCUCGUCAUUGAGGAGCGGGAGAUGCUUGCCAAGAUACGUGCUCGGCUGGGCACGGCCAGUAGAGGGGCCAGUACGAAUGCUCCUAGCGACAGUGGCACAGUGGUGGAAGCAUCGGCUGAGACGGUUCGUGAGAGGACGGGUUCCACUACCUCGACCACUACAGAGUCCCAGAGGACAUCUCUACGUGGACCUCGUCUCGAGUCCAUUGAUAGUGUCAACCGGACCAGUAUAGGGUCUUCGAGGAGGUCAGCGAAGCAGGUGUCGGGGGCUCACAGGAUGGACUCUAGACCGAGCAUGGCCAGCGUCAGGAGCGCGAUUGCUUUGAACGCCUAUCACACUCGUCUAUCACGGAGCCCUUCCCCUCCCCCACAGAGAGUGCCCUUCUCAUCAAUACCCAAAUGGACGACUGUGGUCGAUACCAUGAACAUCGCCCAGCUUUAUAUCUAUCCAGGGCAGCCCUAUGGAGCAGAGAUGGCCGAGCCCUAUGCCGGGGCCAGGGAGGACGGCACUGUCCCCUCCGGUCUUGGGGAGAGGGCUGAGGCUGAGUAG
Messenger RNA from Perkinsus marinus ATCC 50983, 1566 nucleotides. Its product is annotated as MAP kinase-interacting serine/threonine-protein kinase, putative. The transcript is spliced from 14 exons. Gene Ontology annotation, biological process: mitotic cell cycle; regulation of cytokinesis; protein phosphorylation. The coding region runs from base 1 to 1566 and encodes 521 amino acids. NCBI's taxonomy places the organism in Eukaryota, Perkinsozoa, Perkinsida, Perkinsidae. The record is from RefSeq and is a predicted model, not a curated record. Gene Ontology annotation, cellular component: cytoplasm; spindle pole; centrosome. Gene Ontology annotation, molecular function: protein kinase activity; ATP binding.